AAAAUAUUACCAUUGAUUAAAAUCAAGGCAUAACGCAGCACAUAAAAAAUAUUAAUGGAUCACAUCAUUCCUUCAUAAGCAUUUAAAACGAUAUAAUUUUUCACCAAAAACAUAAUGUGCUCUAAUUUAGAAAUAAUAAUGAAGAUUGGUGCUUUUACGGUGUUUACAUAUAAUAUAUGGUCGGUAUAUGCACUUGAUGAGACGGAACAAAAAGCGGGAAUGAUUGAACCCAACAGAACACCGUUAUUACAAAGACGAGACUUCGAAGAAUCAGAACUGUUAAAAAACAAUUAUGACCAAAGGCUUUACAAAAGGUCUGUAAGAGCAGAGUCAUCGAGUAAAAGUGAAGAAAAUGUUGACGAUAAAGUUAUUGAAGGGUUGAACGACAACAUUAAAAAAGCCAGAGAAAGUGAAUUAUCUGACGACGCUGAUAGCUCAGACUCUAGAGGUGACCGACGUUUAAGCACGAAAGGUUUUUUACCUGAUGAUUUUGAACGUGAAAGUAAUUCAAAAAUUCAUGGAAGAUACAGCAAGGAAUCGGAAGAGCGAUAAUUAAAAACAUUUGUAGACCGUUAUGCUUUUAUUAUAUUUCGCUACAUACCAUAAUACUCGGGAAGGAAAUACUGCAGUUUCACAUAGUUCGAUUUUAAAUGACCAACAUUUCUUGCACAACAAAAAAUUAAAAACUUAUUAGAAUGAAUAAUGACGCUAAAACUGGCCAGAUAUUAUUACAAUUUGACGAAACUAUGUAUAUGACUAAAGGUAAAUGGUGGUAAAAUUGUUGUUACCAUAAUUGGUUAAAAUGUGUUUCGAUUUAACAGUAGAUUGACUAAAAUCGAAUAAAAUAAACUGUUGUAGGACUAA
Nymphalis io (European peacock) is the source of this 864-nucleotide messenger RNA. RefSeq lists its product as uncharacterized. Bases 115 to 552 code for a protein of 145 amino acids. Lineage: Eukaryota; Metazoa; Arthropoda; Insecta; Lepidoptera; Nymphalidae. The transcript is spliced from 6 exons. The record is from RefSeq and is a predicted model, not a curated record.